CUCGCAGCAGAUGAAGCAAAACUCACACACCUCCUUCAAGAAGCCCAUGCACAAUGCGCCUUUAGCGAUCCAACCGUUGAGAUCCGGUAUGCAGGCGGAUGGGUGCGUGAUAAGCUCGUUGAGAAGCCAAGCCACGAUAUUGACAUUGCAGUCAGUUCCCUCUCUGGUCAUGCCUUUGCUCAACAAUUUGCUGCGUUUCUAGCAAAAGCGCAUCCUGACCUCACAACGGGGACGAUUGCCAAGAUUCAAGCGAAUCCAGAGAAGAGUAAGCAUUUGGAUACAGCAACAGCAAGGUUCCUUGGAUUGGAGUUGGAUUUUGUGCAGCUACGGACAGAAUCGUAUGCAGAGUCUGGCGAUACACGAACGCCAAGUAUCACGGGCGUGGGCACAUUACUUGAAGAUGCAGAACGACGUGAUUGCACCAUGAAUGCGCUCUACUACAAUGUGCAUUCAGAGAAAGUGGAAGAUCCAACGGGUAGGGGAUUGACGGACUUGAAGCGUGGUCUCAUCCAGACACCCCUCCCACCGAGACAGACAUUCCUCGAUGACCCUCUACGUGUCCUGCGAUGCGUACGAUUUGCAAGUCAAUUCGGGUUUGAGAUUGAAGAGGGGACCCUCGCGUGUCUGGCAGCAGGAGAAGUGCGCGAUGCGCUUGAUCGCAAAGUCGUGAGGGAGCGUAUCGGUCUUGAAGUGUACAAGAUGCUACGGGGUAUUGAUCCAGCACGCGCACUCAAAACACUUCAAUCAAGUGGAUUGUAUGAAGUUGUCUUUGCGCCGUUGCCAAGUGAUGUCUCUACAGCCAAUUUCGAAGCACUUGAACGGGCCAUGCGCAUCUGUCGGGAGGAACCUGCAUUGAUGCAACACUACGACGCCUAUCUCGACGGCAGACUUUGGCUCGCCAUUGCCUUGUUACCAUACAGAGACGUGCGCAUGCCCAAGGAUAAACGAGGGUAUCAAGAUCCCCUUGCAUGCGGCAUCAUUCGAGAUCGCCUCAAGCUGACCAAUGCGCUCGAAUUGCUUUGCAGACAACUAUUCCCUGUGUCAGACACAGCAAGCGUCACUGCUGAUGCAAGUCGACUGGAGCUUGGCCAGUUAGUGCGCAAGCUCGGCCGCGACUGGCGACUUGUAUUGCUGGUUGAGACCUUGGCAACUCAGGAAGCGCGAUCCAUUGCAGACUUGGAGAAAUUGCUGGAACGCAUCAAGCAGGAGGGUCUGGAAGAUGCGCAUACUUUCAAAACGCCCGUCGAUGGUAAAAAGAUUCGAGCCUUGCUGCUGGCUGCCAAGCAGGAUAUCAAGCUCAUGAGCGUCCUGACAGAGCUUGCAGUGCUUUACCGCAUUGAAGACGCGACCAUUUGCGAGGAGGACAUUCUGACGCGUCUCGAGGCGCAUCUUGCCUCAUUGCCAAGCAAAUCAUGAUUAAGUCUUGCAUUCCCUUAUACCAGCAUUAAGCAUAACAUAGAAAUAGCAUCGAAUAUCAUUUACAC
Messenger RNA from Protomyces lactucae-debilis, 1484 nucleotides. RefSeq lists its product as uncharacterized. Gene Ontology annotation, biological process: tRNA 3'-terminal CCA addition. The coding region runs from base 424 to 1416 and encodes 330 amino acids. Gene Ontology annotation, molecular function: ATP:3'-cytidine-cytidine-tRNA adenylyltransferase activity. The transcript has a single exon. NCBI's taxonomy places the organism in Eukaryota, Fungi, Ascomycota, Taphrinomycetes, Taphrinales, Protomycetaceae. The record is from RefSeq and is a predicted model, not a curated record.